Messenger RNA from Erpetoichthys calabaricus (reedfish), 1087 nucleotides. It is a transcript of the gene lpar3, whose product is annotated as lysophosphatidic acid receptor 3. Gene Ontology annotation, cellular component: membrane. The record is from RefSeq and is a predicted model, not a curated record. Gene Ontology annotation, molecular function: lysophosphatidic acid receptor activity. Bases 1 to 1074 code for a protein of 357 amino acids. Gene Ontology annotation, biological process: G protein-coupled receptor signaling pathway. The transcript is spliced from 2 exons. NCBI's taxonomy places the organism in Eukaryota, Metazoa, Chordata, Cladistia, Polypteriformes, Polypteridae.
AUGAAUAGGUGUUACUUUGAGAAGACUAUGGAUUUCUUUUAUAACAACAGUCAUAAUCAAAAUCAAGAAUGCACUGCUGCACCUGACUGGUCUGGGACGCCUCUCAUAAUUGUCUUAUGUUUUGGAUCAUUUUUCUGUCUCUUCAUCUUCCUGUCUAAUGUAAUGGUAAUAGCAGCAGUGAUUAUCAACAAACGAUUCCAUUUUCCUUUUUAUUACUUGCUUGCUAAUUUGGCAGCAGCAGAUUUUUUUGCAGGUAUAGCAUAUGUUUACCUAAUGUUUAACACCGGGCCCGUUUCAGCAACUCUUACAGUACAUUGGUGGUUUGUGCGCCAAGGCCUUUUGGACACCAGCUUGUCUGCAUCACUUGCAAACCUGCUUGUCAUAGCUUUGGAACGCUAUAUCUCAGUAAUGAGGAUGAAGGUGCACAGUAACCUCACCAAGCGACGUGUGAUUUUUCUCAUUGUUCUUGUCUGGGCUGUGUCCAUCUUGAUGGGGGCAGUACCAAGUUUGGGCUGGAAUUGCAUCUGCAGCCUUGAUGUCUGUUCUGUGCUGGCCCCGGUGUACAGUCGAAGCUAUUUAAUAUUCUGGUCUGUGUCGAACCUUGUAGUGUUUCUAAUAAUGCUGGUUAUUUACCUGAGGAUUUAUCUGUAUGUGAAGAAGAAAACAAUUGUUCUGUCAUCGCACACCAAUGGUUCGAUAAGUCGCAGACGAACCCCAAUCAAGCUCAUGAAGACAGUGAUGACAGUUCUAGGCGCAUUUGUAAUCUGUUGGACACCUGGACUCGUUCUGCUUCUUCUGGAUGGACUGCACUGUACCCACUGCAAGCUGUGUAGUGUCAAACGGUGGUUUUUGUUGCUAGCCUUGCUGAAUUCUGCCAUGAAUCCAAUUAUCUACUCUUACAAGGAUGAAGAAAUGUGGAAUACCUUUAAGAACAUACUUAGGUAUAUUUUUUGCAGGAAAAACAAUGAAAUGGUGUCAAGGUCAAACUUAAGAGCCUUGAGUUCCAGCAUUGACAAUGGAAGCAGAUACACCGAUGAAAGCCAGGCCUCGUUCCGUGAGGGUCUUAAAGCAUAGCUAAGUGACAGAC